This is a messenger RNA of Bursaphelenchus xylophilus (pine wood nematode), 1044 nucleotides long. The record is from the annotation of a GenBank genome assembly. Lineage: Eukaryota; Metazoa; Nematoda; Chromadorea; Rhabditida; Aphelenchoididae.
AUGAAAACCACACCCCUCGCUGACCGCAGAUGGCACCACUACCACAUCCUUUUCGAGGCCGUCAUAUCCGUUGUUUCGUUUUCGUUGAACGGAAUCGUCCUUCUUGUCGCCACCAGGAAUCAUAAGCAAGCCAAAACAGCGAUGAAUUCGUAUUCAACUCUGGUCGUUUGUACAACUCUAACUGAUCUCGCAUUCACGCUGGUGAAUCUGAUUACAAUGGAGGUAAGAUUGCUAGCGUUUCUUUUUCUCCACCGGGUUGUGUUGGUGGACAAAAAAGAAGGGUCCGGAAAGUGCCAAUGGGCGGACUUCUUGCUCAUUUUGAUAAAAUGGGUAUGGUUAGGGAUGCCACGGCUCCGGAGCCGGCUCUUGGCUCCGGCUCUGAGCGGCUCCGGCUCCCGAGCCGGAAGCCAGAGCCGGAGCCGGAAAUUUUGGGGUCGGCUCCGGCUCCCGAGCCCAAAGUCGGAGCCAGGCUUUACAGCGGUCAGAAAAGUAAAAAUUUCGUGAUCUUGUUAAACCAAAUUGCUUGAAAAAACACUGCGGAGGAUGUGACUUGACUGCAAAAACGUUGGCUGUAUCAUCUCUGGCACUAAUAACUUUUAUUUUUGGAAAAAUAUUUAUUACAAAAAAAAACAUUUUGCAUAGGAGCCGGGAUUCGGAGCCGGAGGCCUUUUUAAAUUUUGCACGGAGCCAAGAGCCGGAGCUGCAAAUUUGGCCUCGGCUCCGGCUCUGGGAGCUAACAAGGGAAGUCACUUUUUUCGCAGACGGACUUUGGAACGGGACCUAGUAGGUUUCAAACCUGAAGCGUCUGCGAUCAUACAACAGAUUUCCAAAGGUGUUUACGGGGCUCCUCGGCCGAGAAAAUCGACCGCAAAGUUUAGCCGAAAUGAGCGAAUAGCCUCCUCAAAAGAAACAGCUUAUUUCAUCUGCAGUGGUGGCCGAGUGGUCAGCGCGCUCGCUUUUUGCGCCAGAAGACGUGAGUUCGACUUCGGUCGUCUGCGGAUGCAUUUCUUUUGGCCAUUGAAUCAAAUAGAGAGAUGCCGUUAA